GAUACUUACCGCUGUUUAACAGUACUUUGCUUCAAGUGUUUCUACAGCUGUAAGUAACUGUUUAUCUGAAUACGGACCUGCGGCUGGUAAUUUAUUUUCCUUUGGAUCCUGAAGCAGAAUGGAUCCAAGGGAUCUUCACUGGAAACAUUCGCUGUUAGAGCAACUCCGACAGCGGGACAAAAAGGAGAAGGCACCAUUCGAGUCUUUGAUUGCUUCACAUUGGAAACAUUUUGAAAGUGCACAAACUUUGAAGACAAAGAAUGUACAACUAACAGUAGAGACAGAAAAACUAAAGGAAGAAAAUCUUGGACUGCAGAUCAAAGCUGAACAAGGUGGAGGGGGAGGGGGAGGAAACAGCCAGGCCCUGGAACAGAAACUCUUUAAGCUUCAGGAGGAACUCACAGAACUUCACAGGAGGAGAGGAGAGAACACACAGCAGAUAAUUGACCUAAAUAAUGCCCUUCAAGAUAAAGAAAAGGAGCUUCAAGGAAGGGAUGCCAGACUAAAUGAUCUACUUGCAAAUGAACUGGCAUUGAAGAUGGAAAUCAAAAAUUUAGAAAGUACAAUAAUGGAAUUAGAGGCCACAAAUCAGAUGCUUAAGGAUGAGCAUCAGGCCUUACAGCUGACGUACACAGGUCUAGAGGAGAAAUUCCGUAAACUGGAGCUGGACAAUCAACAACUGCUGGAAAGGUGGAUCAGACAACAGGCCAAAAUGGCUGACCAGCUCAACGCUGAGAAUGACCAGUUCAUGUUAGUUAGACAACAGAAGUUAAGAAAAGAUUUAGAAGAAGCAGCAAGGGAAAAUAUUCAAAUUUUACCCGGAAAAGACGCUGGUGUUUUUGUACCCACAGCAAUUCCUAUAUGUCUGAGUGCUUCAUUACCUACUAAAGCUCAACAUAAAUUUGACGCACAUGAAAGUGACGUGAAUGCUGUGCGAUGGAGCCCCUCUGGAGCCAUGUUUGCCACCGGAGGGUCAGAUAGAAAAAUUAAACUUUGGGAGGUCAUAAAUGGUAAAUGUGAAGCUAAAGGUAUCCUGACUGGAAGCAAUGCUGGCGUCAUGGCCUUGGAUUUUGAUCCAGAGGAGAGCACUAUUCUUGGGGCUUCAAAUGAUUUUGCCAGCAGGGUAUGGUCACUCACUGACCACAGGGUCCGGCACACUCUAACAGGCCACAGUGGAAAAGUCCUUGCAGCUAAAUUCCUUGGUGACAGCAAUAAGGUUGUCUCUGGGAGCCAUGACAGAACUCUCAAAAUCUGGGAUUUACACAGCAGGUCUU
Molecule: messenger RNA, 1274 nt
Organism: Saccostrea cuccullata (small rock oyster)
Lineage: Eukaryota; Metazoa; Mollusca; Bivalvia; Ostreida; Ostreidae
Product: autophagy-related protein 16-1-like
Exons: 13
Biological process (GO): autophagosome assembly
Cellular component (GO): autophagosome membrane
Molecular function (GO): protein binding
Source: RefSeq, a predicted model, not a curated record